GAUUCUAUGAUUUUCCGUAGCCGGCUGCAAAUGCACAACUGCAAAUGCGGCGACAACUGCAAGUGCGCGACAAGUGCAACUGUGGUGACAAUUGCAACUGUGGUGACAAUUGCAACUGUGGUGACACGUGCGCUUGCAACAAGGGCUGCAAAUGCAAAGACUGCAAAUGCGACCCUUGCACCUGUGGAACCAAGUGUAAUGCACAGUGGAAGUGUCCCAACUGCAAGUGUGGCGAUAAAUGCAGCUGUGGAGAUGGCUGCGAGUGCAGUGGAGGUAAAUGCAAGUGUAAUCCUUGUAAAUGCAAUCCGUGCAGCUGCGGCAACACAUCGUGUUGCAAGUAAAUGAAAGUCUUCACGACAUAAAGGUAGUGCCAGCAUGCCAACGAUUACGACCAAGAGAUGGCGACACGUGCGCGCACAGAGGCUGCUUAAUGGGAUUCUUGUAUUCUUGUAUUCUUGUAUUCCUGUAUUCUUAUAUUCUUGUAUUCUUGUAACGUCAUUACCUAGGCCGUCUAGGCCUACUCGUCGGUUUUGUUUCUAAUAUUAAUUAUAAUUAUUUACAUAUUGAUUUUGUUAUUUAUACGUCCAGUUAGACGCAAUACCCUUAUUUGACGAAAAUAUGCUUAAACUUUACAUGUAGUGGAUGUUUAUAAAAAUGACUGUCGACUCUCAGACACCCACUAUUUCAAUAAAAACCCUUUUCUAUGAAA
Messenger RNA from Priapulus caudatus, 709 nucleotides. RefSeq lists its product as uncharacterized. Lineage: Eukaryota; Metazoa; Priapulida; Priapulimorpha; Priapulimorphida; Priapulidae. Bases 45 to 341 code for a protein of 98 amino acids. Gene Ontology annotation, molecular function: metal ion binding. The record is from RefSeq and is a predicted model, not a curated record. The transcript is spliced from 3 exons.